AUGCCAGCACGAGGCAGCCCGCAGCCGUGCAAGCGAUUUGGGACGUUUGGCGAUCCCCACCGCGAGCCUACGCAGGCGGAGCGGGAGUUCUACGCCAGCCUCGCACGUAUUCGAACUAAGAGCAAGGCGGAGCGGGAAAAACUGCCGGUGGAGAAAAAGAGCCAAGAGGACAUCGAGAGAGAAGGCAACAGAGGCGGGACGUCGCAGGAGAAGUCCGCCAACAAGCUGCUCUCAGCCGGCAGGCGCUCCCUGACUCCGGGUACCCCAGAGACAGGCAAUGCACUGGCAGUCCCCUGCCCCCCGCCGCGCGACCACCGCCUCACCGUCCUAUCGGCUGUGGGUCUCCCGAACCGUACUACCCCGCCUGUGUGGGAAGCAAACCGUCAUGAGGCCCGGUCCUGUACAGCAUCGGACGACACUUCUGACUGCAAGCGCACUUCCGAGCGGAGGCGCGGCUUUGGGUUCAAUGAAGAACAUACCCCAGAGGGUCUCUAUAAACCGGUCGAUUCCAUUCUUCUUCCAUCGCGCUAUCGGAGCGCAUCUCCGAGCCAGGAGAGCCCACCCUGUGGGCAGCGCGCACGACGCGUUCUGAGGGGUUCACUGGCAGAUGCCAGUGAGGCGCCCGAACGCGCCUCUGACUUGCCCCUAGCGGCUCAACUCUUGGAAGAGUUGCCACGGAUGAAAGUCACGCUUGCGUCGCAGACGUCGGCGCAGACGUUUCCGAAGAACGGAGCGGUCGACCCGUCAAGCGCCAUGGGCGGGGACGGCAGUUGUGGGAAUAUCGACAUGUCGCGCGUUGCCCACCUCAGUGAGGACGAGAUGGGAAUGGAGAGUCGCAUCGGCCAAGCGCUCGACGCCUUUCACCGCGAACACUCUAGCGGUGGCUCGAUGAUUCGUGGACUGACCAACGAGCAAGUGAAAACGCUCGAGCAGUUGCUCGCGAAGCGGCGUAAACUGUGCAGUGUGGCCGUAGCGGCGCACAGCAGCCCGUCUAAACCACCUGCGCCGCACCCACCAGAAGCUCGCGCCGUCAUCGAGGAGCGCUUAGCAGCUACGGAAGCAUCACCGAAGGCGACGAAAAUCAAUCCAAUGACGAAGCAAGGGACCACCCAAGAGGCAGCAGUCCAGAAGAAAGCAGCACUCAGAAGCCUCCAUAGUGCACCGAUGUCAACGCCACGGGCAGUAGCAGCUGCAGGAGUGGCUUCACUGGCACAGGUAGCAACGCUCCCGCCGCUGGCCAGGGCACCACUAAACGAAGUGGUACCAAAGGCCACACUGGUGCGCGCUCCAUCGCCUUUGUCGGCAACAGAGACGGUUUGUGCUGUACCAUCGCCCACAAUCACACAAUCACACCCAAUCCUGCAUGCCAACGAUACUGGAAGACACAUCUUAACUACUUCAUCUGAAACCAGAAAGCAAGAACACCGCCAAAAGCCUGCAUGUGUGUUCAACCUGAGUCGAGGGGCGAGCCCCUCACGCAGUGGCAACGGUGGAUUCCUGUGCGUCUUUCCCUGCACCAACGGUCUAGCAUCACGAGGCGGAUUAGCGGAAAAGGAAGGUACGCGAGCGCCACAGAACACCUCAAGAACAGAGAUGCGCACACAAGCAAGAGUCGCAAGUAGUGCCGAAACGGUCGAGGAGGCGUGUCGCCAGUACGCUGAGCAGUGUCGUCGCGAUGCACAGGAGCUUCAUAUAUCGAUUGAACAGCAGCGACAACGUGUAGGUGCGGCGCCGCGCAAGGUUGACAGCGUCUCGCCAAACAGCAUCACCCACAUCUCUGCCGUCAUCCUACCAACCCCUACGGGCGAGGUGGUUGGAUCUUGGAGCCAACCCUUUCCUCCCCACCCUCGAGAGUCCGAAAAUGCCUUGCCUUUCACGGCUAGUCUUGUCUACGAGCGAUCGCCUACCGUGGCGUCCCGGAUAAGCGCCCGCAUCAUCAGCCACAUGGACACAACAUCCAUUGCGGGCCGUUGCAGCACGUCCUCAGCCGUCUCAGUUGCGGAGGAAACAGGAAAGUUGAUCAUGAUGGCAUACCACAAUGCAGACUCUCCCCAGGUGAAUCAGCUACAUAUAAACACAGGCGCACUCGAUCUCAGGCAGUGCGUGCUGAGCGAUGCACCAGCGCACACGGCGUCCUCCGGUGUCUCGGGCAGUAGCGCGUGGGGCGACGAUGCUUCUAGGACUUCUAGUGACCUCUACACCUUAUCGUCUCUGCUAGAGUACCAAAGCGCAAUUUCGCCGCACCAGCAGGUGACUGGCAAGACGCCCACACCGCUAUCCUCCACCGAGGUAUUGCUGCUACCCUUUUCUACGCUCUAA
Molecule: messenger RNA, 2319 nt
Organism: Leishmania braziliensis MHOM/BR/75/M2904
Lineage: Eukaryota; Euglenozoa; Kinetoplastea; Trypanosomatida; Trypanosomatidae
Exons: 1
Coding region: 1-2319 (772 amino acids)
Source: RefSeq, a predicted model, not a curated record